Messenger RNA from Copidosoma floridanum, 6594 nucleotides. RefSeq lists its product as uncharacterized. Gene Ontology annotation, biological process: protein phosphorylation. Gene Ontology annotation, molecular function: ATP binding; protein kinase activity. The record is from RefSeq and is a predicted model, not a curated record. Lineage: Eukaryota; Metazoa; Arthropoda; Insecta; Hymenoptera; Encyrtidae.
AGACGCAAGGCGAGGGGGGGUUGCGUCUAGGUACGUGUUUUCUGUCUGUGCUGCUUCAAAAUGAUAAAGAGAUGAGAGAGAGUGUGUCGGAGAAAAAGAGAGCUCUGGGCUUUUACAAAAACGGUAUUAAGUAUACAAUCGCGUGUGUGUGUUUACCUACGGUGAAUUGAAUGGACUAAAAAGAGAGCGAGAGAACAAAAAAAAAUAGAGAAAAGCUUAUGACAUAAAAAAAAAGUAGUCAAGUAUUUUCUCCCUCUAUCUCUCAGUCUCUAUAAAACGCAAGUUUUGCCAUACGCAUCGCGCUUCGUUAUAAUUGUGCAGUCAUUUCUCUAUACUUACUAUUGGGAAGUUGAGAAAUAAUGAAAGUUAUUGUACCCACGACUCCGUACCCCAGAGAGUCCAGGGUCCGAAUUCUCCAGAGAGCAGUGGAGAAUUAAUCUUUCCUCUCUGCAGCAGUUUUUAUCUUGAAGUACAGUGUGUAUAUGUGUAUAAGUAGUGUAUAAAAAGAAUAUCAAACGCUUAAGAAGAAGAUAGAAAGGCAAACUGCAAAAAGAAAAAAAAAGAAAAAAAAACGUAAAAGUUACUAGUGUGUAGAUAGAUAGACAAGGCAAGGCAAGCCAGCAGAGCGUACAGAGAAGAAUGGGCUUGCACGCACGUAAUUAGACAGUUCAGUCUUAAUCAGUGGCCCGUUGUAGUCUCCGUUGUCGUCGUCGUCAUCGGAUGUACGAUUUUGAGGUGCACUCUGGUCUGACUCAUCAUCACCCAGGAAUCCAUUCAUCUGAGAAUAGUGCUGCAGCUGCUGUAAGAGCGCCUCACGCCCACACCACUACAGUCAUUCAGCGUGUCAUCCGGGCGCCCCUGACGUUGUCGUGUGUUGAUAAAAAAAAAGAGAGAGAGAGAGAUAGCAGUCAAAAACAUUAAAAUACACAGAUAUAUAUAAGUAUACCUCUCAACCCGUCCAUCAACACACCUCCUGGGUCAUAAUACUUACUUGUAUAUUUAUACGAUGCGCUACCGGAUAGCGUCCUCCAAGAGCUCCGCUAGAGUAAUUAGUGUUUAUCAGUGGAGCGUACUAUGAAGAGGUAAAAAAAAAAAAAAAAAAAAAAAAAAAAAACGAGAGAAAGAGAGUUAUAUAUAAUAAUAGAGAGAGGAGAGCAAGCGUGCGAGUACUUUACUACCAGGAAGAAGAUGACGCAGCAACAGCGAUGCUGCAGGUGCAAAGACAAAGAACAGACAAGAGGGGAAGUUGUACAUUGCUACUGUUAUCAUCAAGCUGUUUGAAGAGGAAGCUGCGAGCUCUGGAGCCUCAGUCAUGCUGAGUCUCUGGCUGUGCUGCUGUUGGGCCAGCAGCUUGCUUGUAGCUGUUACACAGGCUUAUCCUGUUACACCUGCUCAUGGUGAUUCCACGGGCCCAGAUGAGUUGUUCAAACAUUGGGACGACAACUGGCUCAAGUAUACCAUAGGAAUCUUGAGCAUAACAGUUUCAGCUUUCACUUUGGUUGGAUGUUUGUGUUGUCAUAGAAAUCGUCGACCUAAAGGAUUCCAAGACUCUGCUGGAAGUAUUAAUAAGGAAUUCAAGGAUGGCGGUUCAAUUGACAACGACUCGUCUGUGCCGCAGUUACAGGGCUUGGAGCUGCAGGUACCAACGCCGAAUUGUCCGACGCAGCAGCUCAUCAGUGACCGAGUGCAAUUCGAGCCUCUCCCGCCGGUCGAGCGUUUUGCGCCUGAAAUCGGUGCGUCUCCGUGGCCAAAGCUACCGCCACCGUCCUCGCCUUCGUUAUUCGAUGAAAACAGCGAGUCCGAUCGCUCGACCCUCCAUGAUUCCUGCCACGAGUGGUUUCAAAAAACCGAUUUACACGUGCCCCGCGAAAAACUCAAGUAUCUGCGAGAAAUUGGUCACGGGUGGUUUGGCAAGGUCGUUGAAGGAUGCGCUGACAUUCAGGGCACUAACUUGGGAAAACCAAGCGUAAAGGGUGGAAACGUCGUGGUAAGGAUAUUAACCGAGGAGGCGUCGGCAAGAGAGAAAGCCUGGUUUCUCGGCGAAGCUACGCCUUACUUUAAGCUUCGUCAUCGCAACAUACUGUCGCUAUUCGGCUCUUGUUUGGAAACCGAUCCGUACCUGUUACUUUUUGAAUCUUGUCCUCUAGGCGAUCUCAAGGGCUUCCUACAUUCGAAUCAAGAUCCGCAAACCAGAGCGGCCCUUGUCAAAGAAAACUUGCCCACGCGUAUAGCCAUUGAAAUUGGUGCUGGUUUGAGACACAUGCACGAGCACAAGCUCGCUCAUACAGAUUUGGCAGCGAGAAAUUGUUUGGUUGCCUCAGAUCUAUCAAUCAAGUUGGGUGACUAUGGUAUUGGCGUUGAAAAAUAUCCUGAAGACUAUUAUGUUUUAGGCGAUAGAGCACUGCCCAUAAGAUGGUCAGCACCGGAGACGAUCGAAUGUACAGAGACCACGAUCGAGACACGAGAGAUAACACCACAAGCCAAUAUCUGGAAUUAUGCUGUUUUAAUGUGGGAAAUAGCUAUGUGGGGUAAAAGACCUUACUCUGAGCUCAGUGAUGAGAAGGUCAUUGAGGUGCUGCUGUCACCAAAAUCGGAACUCAAAGCUUCGGGCUCACAACUGCUCUUACAGAACUGCGAUAAUUGCGCUUCCAACUUGUUAGAAGCGAUCAAAACGUGUCUAGUUCUGAAGCCAGAGAAUCGACUUCCUCUUGAGAAGGUGAGGCACGUUCUUUUAAAAGAUCAACUCGAGGCCGAAAGCUCGGACUUUGAACAGCGUUGGUUAAACCUUCGGCCCAACGUCUCUACGAACCAAACACGCAGCGCAAGCUUGCAAGACUUGCGCGGGAGUCUGGACUCUGAGCAAUGGCCCAGUCUCAUGCAAACAUCGUUCCGUCUUGGACCCGAAGAACCCGUGAAAAACGUGCCAGGCGGUACCGUCCUUGCGCGAGGCCGCUGGCCUUUCCGUGAAUCUGACUCGGAAACUGAGGAGGAGAGCUGGCGCGGCCGGGUCGAGCGUGGUGCCUACACGGAGAAAGUCAAACAAAAAUCCAAGUCGGUAGCUGACUUGAUGGUUCUGGUGCACAUAGAGCCAGAUUCCGAUGCCGAUCUAUCUCUGGGACCGCAGACGCCGAUGACGACGGAGAAGACAAAAAAAAGGCUCGUAGCGAUAGGCAGUGACGGUGAUCUACCAAGCUCCGUUUUCGACGAGCAGUUCGAUCUGGCAUUAAGAAAUCUCCGAGACAUCCCGCUCGUGGUACCAGCCAACGCUGUUCAUGUGUCUAGAGCGGCAAUGCUGGAGAGACCGAAAAAGUUAGCCUUGACCGAAGAACAUAGGACCCAAAUUGUCAAACUAGUCGAGCCUGAUGAUGAAAAGGAAGCUGUCGAGAAAAACGAUUCUAGAGCUUUAAACGAGGAGUCGGAGUCGAUUCUCCACCAGCUGUCCGAGACGAAAAUAAACCAAGUCAACUGUACGCUUCCGUUAACUGAAAAAACAACAAAGUCCCAGCUCGUCACCUCGGUCCUGAGCCCUGACGAGGCGCCAUGUUUCUCAAACAACUUCCAGGUGACGGACUUGGACGACGAGGAGACCGACACGACGACCGUCGUCGAGAACUUGAAUUACACCAAGUCGGGCUUAAUGGACGUGAGUUCGUGGAACAGUGCCCUGGAAUCGGCUCUCAAGCGGAAGGCCACGGAAUUUGGGUCUUACGACGCGACAACUCCCUCGCCAAUGCGUAAAAUCGAAGCUGCAUCUAACGAAGAAGCGAUCACGCCGUCGCCGCAGUCACGCGCCGAGUACUCGACGGAGGAUGUCGAGGAUGAAUUCUCCAACGCCGAGGACCUACCGGGUCUGUCCAAGCGUAAUCUGCCGUUGGACGACGAGGACGACCGGAAGCGCAUGUCGACGCCUGAUGACGAGCGUAGCUCGGACUCUGGUUUUCGGGACAAGGAGUCCUGCGAGGAAGAGGAGAGCCCGCUAGCCGGUCCAUUGCCGAACCUCGUGGCUUCGCAGUCGAACACCCCAAAGUCCUCUGCGACGCAUGACAGUAGUGCCGAAGACGAGCAGAUGCGCAUCCUCAUUGAGCUCGAUACGAUCCUCGACGCUGAAUGUUACGGUGCUUCUCUCAACGAUUCAUCGGAUCCGAGUGUCGAGAAAUCAAUAGUUCAGGAUUCAGAAAAUUUGGUGUCCACCACGCUGGAGCAUGAGGUCUCAGAAAUGAUGGCCCAAUCGUCCAGUGAAGCAACCGGUGAAACCAUACAGCCAAUCGAUAAGUCAAGCACGAGUGACGAAGUAAAUCCUAGCACGAGUGCAUUAUUAGACAGCCAGCCAACUUUCUCGGAAUCCGAUGCACAGACGGCAGUGAGUAAUCGGGCUGUACUAGCCAGCAGCGAUGGUACGGCAACCAGUGUGAGCCAAGCAAUGGGUGAGAUCAGCAGCUGGCCCUGUCUGGCAAGUCUGAAUGAUAACAAUGAAGAUGAGGACAGCUCGACGAUGUCCAUGCGCAGCGACAAUUCUUACUUAUCCUUCGGCAUGGACGAGGAGUUUGUCGCGGCCAUCAGGAACGAGCUGAGGGAAAAAUUGCCGCACGCACAGAUGCCUGUAGUCGAGGUUCAGGAGCCCUACGAUGAGGACGAACCCUCUAUCGUUAGCGAUAUUGAUAGUAAAAAUUGGGAAGAUGAAGUUGAGGAUGCAGAAUUCCGUAGUGGUGCGAUCGAUAUUUCUAUUAGGUAUAAUACUUUUGGCACGCCGUUAAGUCCCAUAAUGGAGGAGCGUGACAGCGCUACAGAUUCGACAAAUGUAACGAGGGAUAAUUCACGAGAUGCAUCGACAGCAUCCAAGGGUGGCAGUAAUUCUGUUUCAGAGGAUGAUGUGCUCCUUAUUGAUACUCAAACGAAUCAUGCUACACUAGUCGAGGGAUCAUCGCACUCUCACGAAUCUCGGGAGUUUUCGAAUCAGGACAUGCCCGAUGACGCGCAGUUGAAACAGUGUUCCAAACCCUCUUAUCCGCUUGACAAGAGAUUCAGUGGUACGAUGUCUGGUGGAACAGGUGCCCCACUACCCAGUCCUGAAGAUGAAGAUUCAAAAUGGCAGUCAGGUUUUCCGAUGUUGCCCUACCAAAUACAAGACAAUCUUAUGUCUACUAGCUUUUCGAGUGAACAAGACUGGGACAGUAAUGAGGAAGAUGGCCAUGAAGUACCUAGCGUUAGCAUUAGCAACGAGUUAGAUGAAGACGAUGACGAUGAUGACGAUAAUGGUAUGUUAGAUGAGGACGAUGACGAUGACGAUGAGGAGAGUAGUUCUAGUUCAGGAGAGUUUGUUUGGCAGCAGUACAACACAGGACACAUAGAAAGUCACGAGGGAAACUCUCCAAAAAUAGAAGCAAAUGAAAAUACAGAAAAUGAUCUGGGCGAAGACUUUGAUAGUGAUGAAGACGAAAAAGACGAUGAUGAUGAUGACGAUGAUGAAGAGGAAGAGGAAGAGUUUACACCGUCAGCAUGGGAUGCAACGUUAGCACCUCAUCGGUCAGCUCUCAGAUCUCCGGAUAAAUCUCUCAGAACAGGGGAUCAAAAAAAAAGUGUUUGGUUCAAAAAGCAGCGCUAUCAUUGUGUAUACGAAUAUCCAAAGGAAACACCGACUCAAGCUCCUAAUGUACCGGCUUGGGAACCAACCUCGUACACAGACUGGGAAGAAAUGAUCGACAACAUUGACAGAAUGAAUUUCCAACCAAUGGAUUAUUUUGAAACUAAUAAUACCCGAGGUGAAGAAGAAUUUUUCGUUAGCAGUUCUAACCGUCCGUUUCAAUUUCAAUCGGGGAAUGGAAAAAAUGUUAGUCAAUUUUUUCCUGGCGCUGGUAACAAUAACAGUGAGUCAACGCCAAAGUCCCAAGAAGAUCCGAGCCAAAAGUCCGAAAGUCAGUCGAAUAAUGAAGAACCAACGACGGUAUCAGGUGCUGCACCGCAGUUCUUCAGCGAUCGUCAGCAGUUAGGCAAGCUUAGGCACACGCGCGACCGCCUAAAGCUUAACUUGGUCACAUCGUUAUCAAAUGGUAAUGGCAAAAACGUGUAUUUGUGUACGCCGGUGAAGCAGGGUAAACACGUUGUUGAGGAUGACGAUGACGACGACGACGACGACGAAGAGGAGGAAGAUAAAGAUCUCAAUAAACAAACGAGGUUAGCAGAUAAAAAUUUCAAUGAAGCGAUAGUGGUGGUGGACGAGAGUAACAAUAUAAGUACGGGUAGCGAGAUUCGCAAAAACGAGACUGUUCCGAUGGUCCAGCUGUCCUCCCAGACAUCCCCCAAAACUUCGCCGUCCGAUGCUGGGCAGUGCAGCAGUAGCGGUAGUCUCGACUCAAAGAGUAAAUGCGACAAUGUCGAUUAGUAUAGGCUGUUGUUUGUGAUUAUUAGAUAGAAGAAGUGAACUUUGUGAUCUUUGCCGUUAAUAGUGCAUAAAGUCCCUGUUGAAAACGUGAGAAGUUUUAGAUGAUCGUGUAUGAUUAAGUGUGACGCAAUCUCAAGUGAAAUUUUUAUACUCUACGAUUUUCGUGUACAGUAAGCAUGCUAUGGAUAUGUGUAGUUUUUUUAUUUUUUUUUUUU